AUGACCUCCACCAUUGGCGUUCCGAUCAAGCUUCUUCACGAGGCCCAGGGCCACAUCGUGACUCUCGAGCUUACCAAUGGAUUCACUUAUCGCGGCAAGCUUCUUGAUGCCGAAGACAACAUGAACGUCCAGCUCAAGGACAUCACUGUCACCGCCCGCGAUGGCCGCGUUUCCCACCUCGAGCAGGUCUAUAUCCGCGGCUCCCACGUCCGCUUCUUCAUCAUCCCGGACAUGCUGCGAAACGCGCCCAUGUUCCGCGCCCGCAAUGUUCGCGGCCGUGGCGUGGGCCUCGCCCGCGGCCGUGCUACUGUAUCGCGUGCUCGAGCUAGUACCGGGCGAGGAGGACGAUAG
This is a messenger RNA of Hirsutella rhossiliensis, 351 nucleotides long. Its product is annotated as LSM domain-containing protein. NCBI's taxonomy places the organism in Eukaryota, Fungi, Ascomycota, Sordariomycetes, Hypocreales, Ophiocordycipitaceae. Gene Ontology annotation, biological process: spliceosomal snRNP assembly; RNA processing. Gene Ontology annotation, molecular function: RNA binding. The record is from RefSeq and is a predicted model, not a curated record. Gene Ontology annotation, cellular component: U5 snRNP; commitment complex; U1 snRNP. Bases 1 to 351 code for a protein of 116 amino acids. The transcript is spliced from 3 exons.